CGGCCGUGGCGAUGAGGCCGGCAGUGCCUUUGCGGUACGUUGGUGAUGUGCCGGGACCACUGCUGGCCUUGCUGCAUGAACCGUGGAUGUUGAAAAACAUUGCGGCAUCGCAGUGAAUUUGAAGGGUGACAGGGGUUCCCUCAUUCAUGGCUUGAGCCUCGCAGGCAUAGGAUGGACUGUCAACUCCUCUGCAGGCGCUGAAGUGACUUCACAAACAGCGGCCGUGAGCCGAAGACCUCGCACGGGUGACACGUCUGCUCCGGAAAAGGCUUAGAGAGAUAUGGAGAUUGAAAGAAUCAUUCAAGACACACUGACACGCUUCAUCCAGUCCCAUGUCCCUGCAGCAGAUCUCAGUGGGAUGGAUGAUGUUUUCUUCUCUUACAUCACGGGUGUCCUGGAAGAGCUGGGCUCACCAGAGUCCUCUGAAGAGACUUUUGACAUGGACACCUUUGUGGAAAUGAUGGAGGCAUAUAUCCCUGGUUUUGCAGAAAUCCACAGUGGGGAUGUUUGUGAAAUGAUGUUCUCCCUGUCAGAAAGGCUUUGUGAAGCUCGCAGCAAAGAAAAACUUGGCCAAAAGGCUGUGGAAAGCAGGAGUGAAGCAUCCUCUGAAGAUCUCACCAAGGGCCAGGAGGCUGGAGCUGGAGCCUGCAACGGGGAAAGACUGUGCACUGUAACAGACGGAGCCGGGGCCCAGGAAGGUGCUGACUUGAAGGAUGGGGUGGAGCUGCUCCUGGAGAUGUUCCCAGCCUGUACUGUGAGCCAGGCAGAGAAGGCUCUUGCCAUGACCUUGGGGAACUUGGAAGAGGCAGUGCAGUUAAUUGUGGAGGAGAAGGUGGAAAUUGGCCCAGCAGGUGCGAGUGUGAAGGAGCUGGCACGGCCCCGCAGAGCACCCAACCACGAGGAGCUAAAACAGGUCAUCCUACAGAAAUACAUGAUGGUGGAUAGUGCAGACGACCAGAAAACACAUCGGCCAGCUCCACCCAAAGAGGCUCCCAAGAAGUUGAUCCGCUAUAUUGAUAACCAGGUGGUGAGCACAAAAGGAGAGAGGUACAAAGACAUCAAGAAGCCUGAGAGUGAGGAGAUGAAGAGAACCUACAUCAGCCUAAAACCAGCCAGGAAGUAUAAGUUCCACUGACAGCCAGGUCCUCCAGCUCUUCAACCUUCCGCCUCACUGCCAGGCAUGGCAGGAUGGAUGUGUGGUGCUAGGAAUGAGGUCAACUCCACCUGCCACUAACUUGAACUAACCUGGAAGCCAGGACACUGCUUUCAGCUCCUCAACUAACCUGGCUGAGCAGACUUCUCUCCUUGUGUAGCUAUCCCUCUGCCCCCAGGGGCACACUGCAAUUGCUCUCCAGGACCUGGGCAUUCUCUGCUAUUCCUUGCAUGGGACAUUUUUAGAUCUGAGAUGUGGCAUGUGCUUUUGCAGCAACCUUUUUAACAAGUCUUUGUGCACUGUUGCUUUGAGUGCCAGUAUUAAUAAAGAUGAUGUGAGUCGGUGUGUAGUUCA
Messenger RNA from Melozone crissalis (California towhee), 1507 nucleotides. It is a transcript of the gene CUEDC2, whose product is annotated as CUE domain containing 2. Gene Ontology annotation, molecular function: ubiquitin binding. NCBI's taxonomy places the organism in Eukaryota, Metazoa, Chordata, Aves, Passeriformes, Passerellidae. The record is from RefSeq and is a predicted model, not a curated record. The coding region runs from base 281 to 1135 and encodes 284 amino acids. The transcript has 10 exons.